This is a messenger RNA of Dermatophagoides pteronyssinus (European house dust mite), 2854 nucleotides long. RefSeq names its product NUMB endocytic adaptor protein (gene numb). NCBI's taxonomy places the organism in Eukaryota, Metazoa, Arthropoda, Arachnida, Sarcoptiformes, Pyroglyphidae. Gene Ontology annotation, cellular component: cytoplasm. The record is from RefSeq and is a predicted model, not a curated record.
UUUGUAAUUUUUUGAUUCCAUCUUCAUUAUUUUUAUUAUCAUUAUCAAUUUUUUUCAAUUUGUGUUGUGAUUUGGAAAUAAAUUCAUCAUCAUCAUCAUGGGUCAUAAAAAUUCAACAUUACAUAGUCAAUUUAGAAAUCAAUCGGAUGGACCGAAUUGUGAUUUAGUUGGCAUGUCGAAUAGUGGUUAUGGUGGUGGAGAUACAUUUAUCAAUGUUAAACAUGGACCAUUUAAAAGAAGAUUAUCAAUGCGUAAUAUAUCAAUACGACGAUCAUUCCAUAUGGGUGGUAAACAUAAUAAUCGAAAAAAUAAUAAAACUAAUAAACAUCAACAACAUCAAUUAAAUGAUAAUAAUUUAACAUCGAAUAAUAAUAAUUCUAGAAUUGGUAUAUCAGCUACAACUGAUCGUUUACCAUCAUCAUCAUCUACUCUUAUAAAUAGCAAUAUGCAUAAUAAUAAAAAUAAUAUACAACAAUCAUCCAAUGGUAUUAUUAGUGGUCCAUCGACAUCAUCAUCUAAUCAUCAUCAUAAUCAUCACAAUAAUAAUAUACAUCCACAACAUCAGACACCAGUAUUACCAAGAUCAAAUAAUACUGGUAAACGAUCAAAUCAUCGUGAAAAAUUUGUAAUGGAUCGUAUUCGGAAAUCAUUCCGUAAUUCAUUUCGUAAGAAAAAACCCGAUAUUAUAACCGAAUCACAGAAACCACAUCAAUGGCAAUCGGAUGAACAAUCAGUAAGAUCUGGUACCUGUGUAUUUCAUGUUAAAUAUCUUGGCUGUGUUGAAGUAUAUGAAUCACGUGGUAUGCAAAUAUGUGAAGAUGCACUUCGUAGGUUAAGGAAUUCAAGAAGACGUGGCGUCAAAGGACAAUUAUAUGUUACUGGUGAUGGUAUACGUGUUGUCGAUGAUGAUACCAAGGGUUUGAUUGUUGAUCAAACUAUCGAAAAGGUAUCAUUCUGUGCACCGGAUCGAAGUCAUGAACGUGGAUUCUCAUACAUUUGUCGUGAUGGUACCACUCGACGAUGGAUGUGUCAUGGAUUUCAUGCAACCAAAGAUUCUGGUGAACGUCUUAGUCAUGCCGUUGGUUGUGCGUUCAAUAUAUGUUUAGAACGUAAACAAAAACGGGAUAAAGAAUCUGUAUCAGCAAUUUUAGAUGCAAAUAAUUUCACACGUACUGGAUCGUUUCGACAAUCAUCAAUUACUGAACGUUUACAAGAUCCACAAGUUGCAAAGCCAUCAGAACCUGUUCCGGUGAAGCAACCAGUACAUAAUCCAUAUGCAGUGGCAAGGCCACAUGCAACGGCAAACCUACUUCAACGACAAGGUUCAUUACGUGGUGGACCAUUAAAUCAUGCAUCACCGUUUAAACGGCAGCUAUCAUUACGAUUUAAUUCAUUAACUGAUUCAUCAAUUGAUGAUCCAUUAAAAUCAUCAUCAUUGACAUCAUCUCCUAUUAAUUCUCAUACCAAAACUAAUGGCAGUCCUACUAAUCAAUCGAUUUCAAAUGAAAACAACAUUCCGAUUCGUAAUCGUGCUCAUUCAUUAGAUUUAGCAGCAUUUGAAGAGCCUAUACCUGAAACAAAACGGCCAGAUUUGUUGCAAAAACUUUCGUUAACACCAUCUGUUGCUCCAAUCCAAGAAGUAUCACCAUCCAUAAUUGAUAAAUCAAUUACGUCUGACACAAAAGCUGAAGAAUCAAAUUCUGCAAUCAUAACAGCCAUGUGUCAACAAUUAUCACAGGGUUUAAGUAUGUUAAGCGCCAAGAACGAAGACGAUGUAAAUAAUCAAACAACGUGGCCGUUGACUGCACAAACAGAUGAUCUGAGUGGUGAUGGAAAAAAACAUUUUUCACCAUUGUCAAAUCGUCAAUCAUCCACAGCACAAAAUAAUAAAUUGAAUGGUACUGGUCUUAAUCAUCUGGUCAAAGAUGCCAAUUCUUUAUUUUCAUUUUCAAAUAUUGAUCAAUGGAUAUCGAGCAAAACAUCUGCAUCGUCGACGACUGCUCAACAAAAUAUGGAUCAAAAAUCUGAUACUUUAAGCCAACAAUUAAAUACUGGUAGCUUGGAUUCAGGAAUAGCUGCUUGUUCUGGAUCAUCAUUGAAUGGUUUAAUAAAAACAACAAUGACAACGACUACAACAAUGCCUUUGAUUCCACCUGCAGUUGUAGAUCAAAUGCCACAAGUUUGUGCUCCGCCACCACCCCCACAAUUAACACAACCAUCAUCAUCAACAUCGCCUUUAUUUUCAACAUUAUCGGCCUUUUGUUCAUCAUCAUUAUCAUCAACAGAAUCGCCCGCAACAAUGCUUCGACAGCAAAAUCCAAUGAAUACGUCAACGACAGUGCCAAUAUCAAAAAAUUUUAGCAUAUCAUCAGAAACAACGACGAAAAAUGAUAAUGGCACAAGCCAUACAAAGAAUCCAUUUCUAGAAACAACAAUGAUUCGGGAUGAUUGGAACAUGACAUCGAAAUCAAUAUUACCAACGACGACAACUACAACUACAACAACAACAACGGCAGCUGAAUCAACAACCAAAUUUAAAAGUACGAAUCCAUUUCUUGAUCUAAGUCAAACACAAUUUGGAAAUGAUGUCAACAUCAAUAACAAUACAAAGUCUUUCGAUUCAAUAAUGGAAACUGUUAAAACAACAACUGAUAUAACAUCAUCAUCAACUUCUCAAGCAACAAUUUCAACGACGACGGCGGCUACCACUAAUAGGCAGAUGAUUAAAGCUUUCGAAGUUUCGAUGUAAUUUUUUUUCAAAUCAAUUCAUUAUCAAGAUUAUUCUCAAUGUUUUCAAAACUUUCAUUUUUUUCAUCAUAAAUUCGUAUUCAUUUGAUGAUUUAUUCAUUUUUUC